This is a messenger RNA of Pieris napi, 2898 nucleotides long. RefSeq lists its product as uncharacterized. The transcript is spliced from 9 exons. The coding region runs from base 1875 to 2825 and encodes 316 amino acids. The record is from RefSeq and is a predicted model, not a curated record. Lineage: Eukaryota; Metazoa; Arthropoda; Insecta; Lepidoptera; Pieridae.
ACCAAAAUAAGUUGAUCAGUUGAGAGGUCAGUAACGUUUUUAAAAUAUAAUAUAUUCACGUUUACUUAUCGUUAAAUUUUUAUUUCCAAUACCUUCGAUUGUGUUCACGGCUAACUGACAAAAACAAUAGUUUUAUAUUUUAUGACCUCUAAAAGGGCCUAAAACAAUUGUCUCACCCUCGCCUUGCCAAGGUCAGGAAGGCGUAUAGUUUUUUAGGUCAGGUUAUUCCACCCAAUGCGAAUACGUAGCCAUACUAAAUUGGAUUCCAAUCGAUUAGCAAUUCCAAACGUCAAAAUGUGAAGGUGAAAUGUCCGGAGUUAAAUUAACAAAUCUCAGACUAGAACCUUAGCCUAUUCGCAGCUCUAUAUUUGCUAAACGAAAAACGUAUGCAGUUUAUGUCAAGGAAAGUCGAAUUUAAUUUUAAAAGUAGGUAUUUGAAAAUAUUAAUCAUUGCAACGUUCUUGUACAAAACAUUGUGCAUUUGAACACGCCUAUCAUAAAUGUUUAAAUAUGGAAUUUAAAUAAAGGAGGAAACAGUUCUUAAUUAAUUAAAAGGUUCUAUAUUUAAAAAUAGUAGCCCUGACAACGCAUAAGAAUGCAAAAUGUUAAAUUCCCGCGCAUUUUAAUACGUUUUUAAAGAUGGAAUUUAUAUUUAUGUCAAAUGUCUUUUAAAUUUAUAUUGCAGGUUCUAAAUUUAAAUAAGUGUAACGUUCUUAUGGAAAAGAUUUCAACUCGUUUACCGAUAAAUGUGAAAUAUAUUUAAAAAGUUUAAUUUAAUUUAAUUUAAAAAAGCUUGUGAAUAUUGCUUUGCCGCGCAAAUCAGCAUUUCCGAGGGAAAUUACGAGAAAUUACAAUUUAAUUUAGAAAGCAGGUUUUAUAUUUAAAAAGUGUAACCAUAGUAACGAAACUUUAGGCAUAUUUUAUGUAUUUUUGUACUAGUAUAUUAAGCGUAAAAAUAAUAAUAUUGUUAAGAAUUGUGUAGUAUACUUAUUUGUUUAGAAUUGUCAUGAUUAACUAAACAAUUAUGUGACAGUUAAGUAAGAAUGUAAUGUUAAAGAUCGUGUUUAUUUAAAUAUGUGAUUAAAGGGAUUUCUAGUGAAGUGAGUGAAAUGGUAAAAUCUAUUCAAGGAUAUAUGUAGCAAUUGUUGCAGGUGCGUUGCGCGGAUGCGGCGAGGCGGUGGCGGAGUGCGCAUGCGCGUCGGGUGAGGGGCGCGCGCGCCGUGCAUGUACGCGGCGGCGGGCGGCGCCUCGCUCGCGGGCAGAAAGGCGCGUCAACACGGCCGCCACCCCGCGCCGACUAGCCCGCACCCGCACAGCCCCGUACACCCGGCCCCGACCGGCGUCCGCGCCUACUCUUGCCAGCAUUGGGAAUCCCGCCUGCUCCCGCCGCCGCGUCCGCUAUCCGCCGCCGAGCCCUCGCAAUGCGAUCUCGUCGAGGUACAGCCGACAGUAUGUAUAAAGCAUCUUACAGUAGAAAGUAAGUACAAAAUCAAUAUGUGUUCUGAAGUGUUAAUUAAUGAAGUGCAGAAAGUGGGAAGGCCAUGAAACAACGACACAUAAGAAACAACGUACGGUGGCUGGCGAAGAAUCAAAGACUACGACUCGAUAUACGGAAUGAAACAUGACUGUUGAAAGGAACUAGUAAACGCCAAAUCGCGGUAGCUUCCAUUCGUCACCCUAACAUAUCGUAAAAUAUUAGUUUGUUAGUAUUUCGCCUUUUCUCGUGCCUCUCUCCAAUUCUAAAUUUAAUGAUAAUUCGUACUGUGAUUGACAAAGUGAUAUUGGUGUUUGUGUAAAUAGUAACGCUAGAACAUUAAACAUAAUAAGAAGUCAAAUAUCUGUGACGGCUCAAUAAAGGCACAAAACUGGCAAGUAUGCAGGCAGCUCUUAUGAUAAGAGCAAAAUCUAGGGAGCGAAGAAAACAACGAUUGAAGCGUGGUGUCAAAUAUGAAAUACCGAGCAACGUAGCAACGAAGUCUAUUGCACCUUUCCCGAGAUACCCACCUACUUCAUGGUGCGCCGCUGGGCGCGCGGCGUGGCAAGAGGCCGCGGCUCUCUCCGUUGGCGGCGGCGCAGGGGCCGCUGGGGGCGCAGCCCGGCGUUGCUCGGUGCUCGGGGACCACCCGGGGGCCCGGCGAGACCCCCGCGCCAAGUGGCACAGGAACAACCGGGUGCGCGAUGCGUCAUACGGGUCUUCUUCGGAAUCGGACGGCGACGAAGCAAACGGCGAGCCGUGGGGCGUCGCCCGGCUUCUGUACGCUGGACUUGCGACACUUGCAGUGGGCCUGGUUGUGUAUUUCGUUGGGACAGGCGACAAGCCUUCCCAGGGUUUCAAGACGCCAGCCUUGCGGCUGGUGGGUCCCUGUCUCAUCGUAGCAGGACUGGCCUGCUGCUUACUGCGUAUCAUGUUCUGUAUGUUCGCCAAGCCUUGCUGUCCGCGACGGAACAAUCACAAGGAGAACAGAAGACUGUCAGGUGGUGCAGAGGGAGAAGAGAUGCCUUUAGCUGGCGGAUGUCCCAGCACCCGAGCGGGGCCCGCGCAGUGUUCGCCCGCGAGGCGCCUCGACUCCUCGUGCGACGUGUCGAGCCUCUCCAGCGGCGAAGAGGACGAACGGCUGCGUCGAUAUCGCACCUCGAACCAGCCGCAACCACAGCCGCAGCCGCAGCCGCAGACUGUCAUAGUUCAACAGGCAAACCCUCCACGCACAGCAGCAUCUGCGUUGUCAAGCGCAAACGCAGGCAAACGUCCGCCCCCUCGCAAUGUGUCGUUCGCGGGCGGACCCGAUGGCGAGCUUGUACUAAGUCCCUCGCAACUACGCUCCUAACCAAAUAUACAGACUAUGGCCGAUCGCGGCCUCAGUGUGCUUAAUUACAAAUUACAUAAACUGUUCAGCGAAA